Messenger RNA from Diospyros lotus (date-plum), 2553 nucleotides. RefSeq names its product trehalose-phosphate phosphatase A-like. The coding region runs from base 1183 to 2319 and encodes 378 amino acids. The record is from RefSeq and is a predicted model, not a curated record. Gene Ontology annotation, molecular function: trehalose-phosphatase activity. Gene Ontology annotation, biological process: trehalose biosynthetic process. Lineage: Eukaryota; Viridiplantae; Streptophyta; Magnoliopsida; Ericales; Ebenaceae. The transcript is spliced from 12 exons.
UUUCGGAUGAUUGAGCGAGUCAUCUUCUGUUGCUGCACGUUCUCUUUAUCUUAGCUAUAAAUAGAAUCUAGACAUCUGUUCUAUUUUUUGGUCACAUUUCAUUAAUGUUGGAUGGUGAAUUGUUGGUCUUUCUUCCAAACACUGCAGCUGUUGCAAUGAAUUAUUCAUGGAUUUAGGAACCCAUGAUGCUUGUUAAUUGACGUAUAUUUAGCUCAUUCUGAGUCUUAUCAUAUUAAAAACUGCAUGUAUAAAUAAAUUCUAGUGAGCUUGGAUGUCCCUUAACCAUAAUUCCUAUGUGUAGACAGAUAUAUGACUUCCAACUUUCCAUUUUUAGGUUCUCAAAUGAAGUUUGGCAUCAUGAUGUUCCUGUAUUCAGAUUUAUAAGAACUCUUGGCCGCCAAUUCUUAACUAAUUGUAGCAUUGGACUGUUAUGUGAAGCUGGAGAUGAUAAAUAUCAAUGAAACAUCAUGAUGUUUCUAUACUGAAAGUAGAUGGAAGACUUUUUUUUCAUUCUCAUGCAAAAGGUUCUUUUGCCAUGAAUUUAUGUAAUGAGAAGGCGGCUAGACAGGAAAAAGCAAGGAUAAUGAAAAAUCAUGGAAGCGGAAAAACUUUCUUUUCAUCCCUAAAUAUCCUCAAAUAUUUUUUUUGACAAUUUUGGCCUGUCUAGAGAUUAGAAGAUGAUCUAAUCUUACUUAUUAGCUGUGUCUGGAAGAAAAAUUCUUAGAUUUUCAAAUUUAUUUGUUGCUUUACUGUUUAAUCAGUACUUUAGAACAAUUAUUCUUCUUCUUUUGUGUGCGUGCACGUGUUUGCAUGGAUAUCUUGUGGUUACUUUAUCUUGAUUGCCUACCCUUCUACUUCGGCUUACCAAUUCUUUUUUUUUUUUUUCAGUUUAGCAGUUCUUGCUUUGUAACUUUUUGGCAGAUAUCUUGUUUUCUUAGCUUUUAAGGACAUUGGUUGGUGAAAUGAAGAUUUAUGUUUUUCAGGCGGUUUCCUGAUUGAUGGACUACUCUCCAAGCAAUAGUGACAAGAAAACUUUGAAGAGGUGGUUUUUCAUUGACAAAAGGGUUGGAUAAAACAGCUUUCUGAGUUUGGUGUUUGAAAAUUAACUAGGUUGCAUUUGCUUGGACCAAGUGUCAAUUAUCACAUAGCAUUUAAGGUUGUAUCUUUCUCAACCUGGAUUUAAUGGAUCUUAAAUCAGACCACAGUGCUUCUCUACUCACUGAUCCUGCCCCCAUGAACGAAUCAAGAUUAGGGAUCCAUUCUAGUUUAUACUCGCCCCCAGCUGUUGUUUUCUCUUCUGGAAUCUUCUCGACAAUCCCAAGGAAAAAAACCCUCAUACUUGACGAUGUCCGUUCCAACUCCUGGCUGGAUGCCAUGAAAUCCUCUUCCCCUACCCAUAGCAAGAGACAGACUGAGCUUGUAUCAACUGAUACCGAUGCUACUUAUAGCAAUUGGAUGCUUACAUAUCCCUCGGCACUUGCAUCUUUUGAGCAAAUAGCAAAUUAUGCAAAGUGCAAAAGAGUAGCAUUGUUUCUUGAUUAUGACGGCACUCUUUCCCCUAUAGUAGACAAUCCGGACUAUGCCUUCAUGACUAGUGCUAUGCGUGCUGCUGUGAGGAAUGUGGCACUAUGUUUCCCAACUGCAAUCAUUAGUGGGAGAAGUCGUGACAAGGUAUACGAGUUUGUAGGACUAACGGAACUCUAUUAUGCUGGUAGUCAUGGAAUGGACAUUAUGGGCCCUGUUACGCACCAGAUUAAUGACCAUCUGAACUGUAUUAAGUCCAUAGACAAGCAGGGUAAGGAAUAUAAUGUGUUCCAACCUGCUAGUGGAUUCUUCCCUAUGAUCAAUGAGGUUUUUAGAUCCCUUGUAGCAAUCAGCAAAGAAAUUAAAGGAACACAAGUGGAGAACAACAAGUUUUGUGUCUCUCUACACUAUCGUAAUGUGGAUGAGAAGAAUUGGGCAACAAUCGCUAAACGCGUCCAAGAAAUUUUGAGGGACUAUCCAAAUCUGCGAUUGACGCAUGGCCGCAAGGUUUUAGAAGUCAGGCCUGUGCUUGAUUGGGAUAAGGGUAAAGCUGUCCAGUUCUUACUUGAAGCACUUGGAUUAAGUAACUGUGAUAACGUGCUACCAAUUUACAUUGGGGAUGACCAGACUGAUGAAGAUGCAUUUAAGGUUUUACGGGAGGGAAAUUGUGGUUUUGGAAUUUUGGUGUCUUCUGUGGCCAAGGAAAGCAAUGCUGGCUACUCUCUUAGGGACACAUCAGAGGUGAUGGAGUUCCUCAAGGCACUGGUAGCUUGGAAGAAGUCAAGUUCAGUAUGAACAUGAUACAAAGUUAAAAGACUUUGAUAUCAAUAAGUCCACAUUAGACAGGCUAUGUGUGCUGAUAUUUUACAGAAUUUAAGCAAAUAUUACGAGUUGGGUAGCUGGUCGAGUAAUCGAAACAGCUCCAUUCCAUUUCAAAUUUUGCCCAUGAAUUCCUCUUUUGUUCUUAAUUUUUCUCUGUAAAUCCUUCUUAAUGUUUGAAAUUUGCUUCCAAGUUUAAUCUUUGCAGUU